AUGGCUGGAUCUGGAAUGGGUGAGCUUCGUGCUCUCAUCUGCAAUGGAAGCAACUAUGAUUUCUGGAGAAUAAAGAUGUGCACAAUCUUCAAAUCUCACAAGCUGUGGGAUAUGGUUGAAAAUGGGUAUGAUCAACCUGUGAAGAAGGAAGAUGGAGAAGCUCUGACUGUAGCUCAAAAGCUUGCAUUGGAGGAGAAUGUUGCAAAGGAUGCUAAAGCUUUGGGACUGAUCCAAAGUGCAGUUUCUGACGAUAUUUUUCCCAGAAUUACAUUGAAGGAGUCAGCCAAAGAAGCAUGGGAAACUCUACAGCAAGAGUUCAGGGGAGAUAAGAAGGUAAGAUCUGUUAAACUCCAAGCACUUAGAAGGGAUUUUGAAUACAUUCAUAUGCAAGAGGAUGAUUCUUUAUCCGGUUAUAUAACUAAGGUGCUUGAGUUAGUAAAUCACAUGAAAGCAUAUGGUGAAGGGAUAGCUAAUCGAAGGAUUGUGCAGAAACUUUUGAUUUGUUUGUCUAGGGAAUAUGAUUCCAUUACUGAAGUGAUUGAACAAACAAAAGACACUAAAACUAUAGGAGUUCAAGAGGUUAUAGGCUCCCUGAAAUCUCAUGAACAACGUCUGCAAAGGCACUCUGAGAAAUUGACAGAAAAGGCAUUUUCUAGUCUUAAGUGCAAACCUAAAUGCUUUAAGUGUGAAAAGUUUGGUCACUUGGCAAAAGACUGCCAUGGCAAGGCACCUCAGGCAGUACAUUAUGCAAAGCACAUGGAGGAAGAAGGAAGAAUGUUCUAUGCAUGUCAUGCUGCUUCUGUGCUCAAGAACAGUAGUGUAUGGUAUGUGGACAGUGCUUGUAGCAACCACAUGACCUCACAUGAAUCUCUUCUCAUUGAUAUAGAUACAAAUGUUAUUGCAAAAGUGAAGAUGGGAACUGGAGAUUUGGUUCAAGUCACUGGUAAAGGCACCUUGGUCAUUGAUACAAAAUCUGGACCAUGGCAUAUAAAAGAAGUCAUGUGA
Molecule: messenger RNA, 1005 nt
Organism: Prunus mume (Japanese apricot)
Lineage: Eukaryota; Viridiplantae; Streptophyta; Magnoliopsida; Rosales; Rosaceae
Source: RefSeq, a predicted model, not a curated record